UUUUCCUGAUUUUAAUGUCCAUCUGCGUACACUUUAUACCGGUACAUUUACUGCCAUUCCGCUUUUGAACGUUGCAACUUACUACCUGCAGAAGCCACGCCUUUUGCCACUGGCUAGCAUCAUGCCACGCCAGCAUUCUCGGUCGCGAUUAAAUUUGCUAAACAGCUUGGGCGCAGAAGGCCCGGCCGCUUUUGACAAUUCUCACCAUAAUGCCGAUGACCUCAUGACAACCGAGUAUUGGGACCGGCUUACCAACAUGCUUGAGCCCCUUAUGUCCUACUCUGACCUACUAGAAAAGCCACACGAACUUGAGAUUAUCUGGAGUCGCUCAGAAUCUCAGCUCUCCUUCCUCAAAGCGCACGCCACGGCGCUGCGCAUGCUUAUCAGCAACCGCUUUAACGCAGAGACUGGAUCUGGCAUUGAGGGAGGCGAAGGCAGCGUCGCACACGGCCAAGGCGAAAGCCGGGCGCUGGGUGACGCAUGCAGCCGUGCAGGCAUUGCGGUGACGAGAAUCUUGAGUCACCUCUUCUACACCGCUUGCAAGGAUGUCGAAAGUUGCAAGAAAAUAAGCUGGGAUGGUGUUUGCUUCAUGGACAUCGUCGCGGCUGUGGCACGCUCUUGCGUUCGGUCUGAUACACUGCAAUGCCUUAGCCAGCUUGUUGCCCGGGACUUGUUCAAGGACCCCAAUGAGCGGUUCUCCUGGUACGUCGCUGUCAUCAAUCUGCUGGAGGGCUUGCUGGCCUUUUGCAACGUGGGAGCCGACAAGGACUCGGACGAUGAUGAGACCAGCGGAAACAACAACAGAAGCAGCAGCCACUUGACCAGUGACGACCACGACACGACGCUGCUGUACGAGAUUCUGGAAAGCAUGAACAAGAGCUAUCUGCUGGAACAUCUGGCGAAGGGCUUUCUGCUGCACCGCAGGGAGGUGCCAUCCCCUGCGGCUACCAGUUCAACUUCGAGCUCCAGUUCCAGCUCCAGCAACACUUCCGUGCAGCCGCCUGCCUUGACUGGCGUAGUAAACGAUGUGCUGGCCAGGUUGCUCGUAACAGCGGAACGCCAGCUUGAUGUAUCUACCACUGCGGGCAGGGGCGAAGACCCGGAUGCCUGGACCGCAUACUGCCCCUUUGGCGCGUGCAUGCAGUACCUUAUGGCAGCCCACAUGGCAGCGCAGCUGCGUAGCGCCGAGACCAUUGACGGUUGCCACCUGGACGACGGUCGUGACGUUAGAAACGGCGGUGCAGGUGGCAGCAGCAGCGACGCCGGAUCCACCAUGUACGGCCUCUCUACCGAUGCGCUGCCGCCAGUCCUGGAGGAGUGCUGUGGCGGCUGCACCCGCCCGGAUUGCAAGGCAUCUACACUGGGCACCUGCUCAGUCCGCGGUGUGCUGCGGUACUGGGUGCGCGCAUUAGAAGCGGAUGAGCAGACGCAACGGCGGCAGGUGAUCAGUCCGCGGGCCAAAUUCGCAAUGAGCAUGCGAUUGGCAAAGGUUGCGCUGCUUUGGUGGUUCAAGGCAACCGGCAAGUCGCCCAGGGUGCGGCACGCUGGGGCUGCGUCAGGAACAGGGCAGCAUGCUCAGUCAGCCGCCGCAGCGUCGGUGCCUCCGCCGCAGGAGCGGCGGCUUACCCAGAAGCAGAUGCGGCAGGCCAAGCAGCUGAAGCAGCAGGCGCAGCAGCAGCAGGCGGAGGGAGGGGCGCGUGCUAAGCAGCAACAGCAGCGGCAGCGUGGGCUUCUGGCUCCUCGGGCAGACCGCUUCCGGCCGUCGGACUGCCCCUCCCUGGCUAUGGACGCCGUGAUUACUGCAGCCCGAUGCUUGCAUGCCGGCAGACGGUAUCGAAGCAGCAGUAGCGCAGGCGAUGGGAGCGGGGGCAGCACAGCACAAGACGCUUCCAGAAGCCGUGAGGCAGGCGGAGAGGCCAGCAGCGCUAGUGGCAACGCCAACGGUAGCAGCAGCACAAGCGGUGGUGUGGAGGUUGCGGUGCUUCCGGAGGACUGGUGGCGGGACGCGCUUACCGUCUUUGACAUCUCGCUGGAGGAAGUUGGUAGCCUGCGGGACGUAUGCAACAUGGGUGGCCUCUACGAGCUGUCGAAGCAAGUUACCUUGUGCGGCACUCGCAACCACAGCCACCACCGGGGCCUCCUGCUGUCCAGCUCUGUCGCCGCCAACCUCCGUAACGCGCAUCCAUUAGGCCUACUGCCCUGCCUGGAGCGAGUCUUGCGCCGCGGCCUGCCGCACAUGCUCGGCCACGCAUCGGGCCUAUCGGGGCUGUUCUCCAUCCUCGCCAACGAGGUUUCCAUGCGUUCGCUGCUGCUAACAGCGGAGUUUGACCAGCUGGUGCCUUAUGUGGUGACCUCCAGCAAGGCUGUGUCACGGCUGGUUUCCAAGGAGGCUAUGAGCAACCACAACUUCGAGUGUGACGCAAUGGAUGCGAUUGCGCGUUUCAGCGUGCCGCAAGGGCUGCUGCAGGUGAUGAGGCUCUGCGGCAGGGCGCUGGCUAUGCGCAGCGCAGGCAUGGUUGAUGUGCAGGAGAAGCCUGCAGCCGAGGAGGGGGCUGCGGUCGGGGCGGCCUGCGGUUCCGUGCCGUCUGGAGUUGCCAACGAGGAGGGGCCUGACCCAGGUUGCUCUAGCAGCAGCAGCCAUGCUGCUGCGGUAGCCAGCAGCAGCAGCAGCACCAGUGCCGCCAGUGCUAGCGCUACAGAGCAGCAGUUGUCCUUUGGGUUUGUGUUUACCGCCGGAGGCGCUACUCCCCCAGCCGACGCAAACGUCGACGACGACGGCGGCGAUGCUGACGUGAGCGGCAACGACGAUGGUGGUUCCAGCGACCUGCCUGGUGUAUCGGAGGUACCGGUGGAGGCCGCUGAGCGGGUUCUGCUGCUUGGAUCCGUCAUGGCAGCGCGGCGGCUGCCAGCUAUGGCAGCCGUGCUUCCGCACAUUUCAUCGUACGGCAUCAACCUGUUGGCGUUGAACAGCAAAGCCCAGGAAGAGGUGGCUUCGCUGAUGCUGCGCUGGGUGCCGCUGCUUACGACUGCGUACCUGCUGGCAUUGGAGCGUGGCCAGGUAGCCGCAGCAGCCGCCUGGAAGCAGCUCCUGCUCUCCGACAUUGACGUCUUCAGCGUGAUGGAUGUGGCUUUGGCAGCAGCGCAUGAUGUCACGACCUCGCAGCUGGGGCGAAUCUACACGGAUUCCGGAAGCCGCAGCCUCCUGCUCAACUUUGCGCCCGCGGUUCAGGCCAUGAUACUCGCCUUCCCUGAUGAGAUGGCUGAUGCCAUGGCGCCUCAGUUCACGCAGGUCAUGUCAGAGGCAUUGGGCAAGGGCGCCAGCGGAGGCGGAGCACGCAAGGGGCGUCUGCCGUUUCUCUCCCUGGUGUAUGUACUGCGGAUGCAUGUGAUGCUGGAGUGGGAGGGCAGCAGCCAUGUGAUGGAUGCGGAGCAGCGCCAUACGAUCACGUGCAUGUCUGGGGAAUAUGGCGAUGCGGUGCGGGUGCAAGCGAAUGAGAAGGUGCGUUCGCGAUUGUUGAAGAAGCAUGGGUGCGUGGCGGAGCGGCUGACGCCUCCGCAUCUCGUGUCUGGGCGCGCGCGGGUGUGCGGCAACCCGCGCUGCACCAACCUGGCGGGUGACGGCGAGGCGGAGCUGCCGCUGCAGCCGUGCGGGAAGUGCGGCCGGGUGUUGUACUGCAGCCGCGACUGUCAGAUGGCGCACGCGCGGGGUGGGCACAAGGAGUUGUGCGCCUUGGUGCGUGCUGCUGCGGCAGCCAGGCGCUAGACUAGGAUCGUAGCGUGAAGGUUGUAUGCAGCGUAAUGGGUUGGGUGCGGAUGUGGCGACAGGUGUUAGGGCUUAGGUGUCGUAGGACUGGGAGGGUUUCCGAGUGCCGGGAUGUUGCAGGUUAACGCUUGGAUAGUAAAUUAGCAAUGUUGCAGGCGGCUGCGUGUGAAUGUGUUGCUGUGGGAGAGUCUUAGUUGUCCUGCAGUGUUUGGGUAUGAAAGUUACUAGGUCAUUAACUAGUACAUGAGCGGCCAAGGAAUGGCGUUGCUGAGGUGGACGUUGCCCAAGGUUGAGAGCUGCAAUGGGAGCCGUUCAAACGCAAGGGCCGUCGAAGACGCGACCCAGAUCGUAAACGUGCAGGGAUAGUAUGUUCAACCGUUAUAAGGAGUCACAUAUUCGAAGACGGUUCUAUUCGAAGACGGACACGCUGUUGAGUGUGUAGAGUCAGGACUGCGCUCGGAAAUGCUGCAGUCCGGAAGACACUUCGGCACGGAAGUGCAAUGCGAGGUCUUGGGCGUCAUUUACCUUCAGAUGAGGUGCGCCGACGGGGAGGCUGAGGACGGGGCUACUGUUCGGAUUCUGUUUGUUGGCCUUCUGUUGUACUUCCGAUCCCGCAAGGAGUCCAGGUAAGCAUAUGCAACCUAACCGGGUUGGGCAGGCUGGGCAGCGAGCUGUGGUAAAUUGUGGGCCUGCAGGGAUGUGCGACGAGAUGGUGGUCAGUCUUGGGACCGAUAUGCGUGCGUUCUGCCGAAAGCCUGCAGCUGGCCUGCAUCGAUGGCAGUAGGCUCUCCCUAUUGGAGUAGCAGAAUCCCAAGCGGAUAAUUGUAAGCGUUCAGGUC
This is a messenger RNA of Astrephomene gubernaculifera, 4602 nucleotides long. The record is from the annotation of a GenBank genome assembly. Lineage: Eukaryota; Viridiplantae; Chlorophyta; Chlorophyceae; Chlamydomonadales; Astrephomenaceae.